UAUUAUCCAAUCAAAAUAAAUCACUAAAAUAAAACAUCAUUCUAUGUGCAUAAAUAGGCUCUCUCAAUCACUCAUUUACUCAUCCCAUUCCAAUAUUCUCUCUUCUUAAUUAGCAAUUAAUUAGUAGCUAAUUCCUUGUUUCUCUCUCAAGAAACAAUGACUAAGGAUGUGGAAGCAGUAACAGAGCAAUCUGCACAGCCAGAAUUCUCAGCAAAGGAUUACCAUGAUCCACCACCAGCGCCCCUUAUUGACUUAGAGGAGCUUACAAAAUGGUCAUUUUACAGGGCUAUUAUAGCUGAGUUUGUGGCUACACUCCUUUUCCUUUAUAUAACUAUUCUUACUGUCAUUGGUUACAAAAGCCAGACUGAUACUACUGCUGGUGGUGAUGAUUGUGGUGGUGUUGGUAUCCUGGGUAUCGCUUGGGCCUUUGGUGGCAUGAUCUUUAUCCUUGUUUACUGCACUGCCGGAAUCUCAGGAGGACACAUAAACCCAGCAGUGACCUUUGGACUGUUCUUGGCAAGGAAAGUCUCACUACCAAGGGCAUUUUUCUACAUGGUAGCUCAAUGUCUUGGUGCCAUUUGUGGAGUUGGGUUAGUAAAGGGCUUCCAAAAGGCUUACUAUGUCAGGUAUGGUGGAGGUGUUAAUCAAAUGUCUCCUGGUUACAACAAGGGAACUGGUCUUGGUGCUGAAAUUAUUGGCACUUUUGUUCUUGUUUACACUGUCUUUGCCGCUACUGACCCUAAGAGGAACGCGAGGGACUCUCAUGUUCCUGUAUUGGCACCACUUCCCAUUGGUUUCGCAGUAUUUAUGGUUCAUCUUGCUACCAUCCCAAUCACUGGUACCGGAAUCAACCCUGCUAGGAGUUUCGGAGCCGCAGUGAUCUACAACCACGAGAAAUCAUGGCAUGAACACUGGAUUUUCUGGGUGGGACCAUUUGUUGGAGCAGCAAUAGCAGCAUUCUACCACCAGUACAUUCUUAGAGCUGCAGCAAUCAAGGCUUUGGGAUCUUUCAGGAGCACUGCUUAAUCCAAAAAUCUAUGUUUUUAUUUAUGGGGUUAAUGAAGGGACCAUUAAAACUGUAGAUAUUAAAAAUGGGCUUAAUUAUUAAGAGGGUGUUUUUGGUCACUUCCCAAUUUGUUUUUUUUUUUUUUUCAAACUUAUUGUUUGGUGUAUGUUUUUUUUUUGGUGAAAUAUUUUGCAAAGAUGCUUGUGUAGUGUUGUCAAGUGAUGAUUGCACAUAAUUAAAUUACAUUAUCUUUGUUUUUGUUUGGUAUUAUUCACUUUUCAUGGUUGGCAUUAUAAAUUACUUCUAUGUGUUUAUUU
This is a messenger RNA of Amaranthus tricolor (Joseph's coat), 1323 nucleotides long. RefSeq names its product aquaporin PIP2-1-like. The record is from RefSeq and is a predicted model, not a curated record. Gene Ontology annotation, biological process: transmembrane transport. Bases 157 to 1026 code for a protein of 289 amino acids. The transcript is spliced from 4 exons. Gene Ontology annotation, molecular function: water channel activity. Gene Ontology annotation, cellular component: plasma membrane. Lineage: Eukaryota; Viridiplantae; Streptophyta; Magnoliopsida; Caryophyllales; Amaranthaceae.